AUCUCUUACGGUGACUUGGCAACCCUUCCCCCCUUGCUCAGUUGGUUGCUGACUGUGGUGGUGAGCAGGUGUUUGUCGGUCCUCUCUCACGAUGCGGUUGUUGUUGUUCGUGUGUCUGGCAGCGGUCUCGGCUUCGGCCUCAGCGCUCAACCUCGGCUCCAGGGACCCGUGCGCCAGCGUUGAGUGCCGGGCGGGGCGGGAGUGCGUGGUCGAGGGCGGCGCGGCGGUGUGCCAGUGCCUCGCCUCCUGCCCGGCGCGCUACUACCCAGUGUGCGGCUCCGACGAGAGGACCCACGACAACCACUGCAGCCUACACCGCCACGCCUGCCUCACGGGCGAGCACAUCAAGGUGGUCCACAAGGGUGUCUGCAAGAAGCCCAAAUUCACCAAGAAGAAGAAGCCCGCGGUGAAGAAAGAGGAGCCAGCCGUGUGCUACAGCUCCCAGCGCGACGCCUACCUCCUACUGGUCGGCAAGAAGUGGCAGGACACACUGGGCACGCAGCCGUGGCACGUGGAGGGCAUGACGUUCAGGGAGAGCCUCUGGGGCCGCUUCUACACGUGCGACCACAACAAGGACAACAACAUCGACGCCGAUGAGAUGCUGAACUGCACCACCGAGGCCUUUUUCAUGGCCAGACCCAACCAGGACCAGGAGCUGACCAGGGCGCUGUGUGUGGACGCCAUCCUGGACAUGGGCGACACGAGCAGGGACUGGCGACUGGACUUUGAGGAGUUCACGACCAUCUUCACCCCGGGGUACAAGCCGCCGCAGAAACAGUGUUCGCUGGAAGGGAGGAAGUACGUUGACGGGGAGGAUGUUCAUGUCGACGGAAGUCAUUGCAUAUGUGCGGUUGGAAGCUGGGUCUGCACCUCCCCAACCGACACCACCAAAAACAACAACAACAACAACAACAACAAAAACAAGAAGAAGAAGGCAACCACCCCCAAGCCCCCAACUGACGACGACCUCCUGGCCAUGAACGAGCUGGACUACGAUGAGGAUGACCUGUUCGAGGAUGACUUCGGCCCCGAGGAGUUCGUGGUCAAUGAGGACGAGGACGAGGAGUUUCUGGAGGACCUGUUCGACGAGCUGCUGGACAAGUUGCAUGACCACCGCGUGAAGAACAGACAGCACCAUCACAACCACCUGUAGGCCUAGACGAAGGGAAGAGGAGGAGGAGGAGAAUGAGGGGAGAUGGAGAAGAGGAAGGAUGAGAGAUGAAAGGGAGGAAGAAUGGGAGAUAGAAAGGAGGAACGAAAGAUUGACUGGAAGAUUAACUGAUUGAUUGAUUGAUUACAAGUACUUAAUGGAAGGGAAGCAGAGGUAGACUUAGGUAGACUUGUAGGAAAAGGUAGAAAAUGAUACCACAACAGAAUGGGAGAUAGGAGGAACGAAAGAUUGACUGGAAGAUUAACUGAUUGAUUGAUUGAUUACAAGUACUUAAUGGAAGGGAAGCAGAGGUAGACUUAGGUAGACUUGUAGGAAAAGGUAGAAAAUUAUACCACAACAGAAUGGGAGAUAGGAGGAACGAAAGGUUGACUGGAAGAUUGACUGAUUGAUUGAUUGAUUAUAAGUGAUUAAUAGAAGGGAAGAAGAAGUGGAAAUAGGUUGAAAAUGAUACCUCAACCAUCUAUAGAGGAAGAGGAUGGAAGGGUGGAACUAGCGGAGAAGGAAAGGAAGGGAAGAAAAGAAAGAAAAGAAAAGGUGGAUGGCUGGGUGGAGAAAAAGAAAAAAAAGUGAUGAAACCAAUUUGUAAACGAAGAAAAAAGUGGAAGAGUAAUUGAAAGAAAGGAAGAAAGAAGAUUGAUUGGAUGAGUGGAAGGAAGAAAGGAAGAAAAGAAAAAAAGAUUAGAUACAUAGGCCUAGAGAUUAACUAAUGGAUGCUUUGGAUUGAAUAAAUGAAUGAUAAAUAAAAAAGAUACAUUGAUAUAUGGAUGAAAUGGAUGAAGAAUAAGAAGUGGAUGUGUGAAAAUGGAUGACCUGAGAAAUAUAGAAGCGAUUUAACAGGUGGAUGAGAAAUGGACGUUGUGUGUGUGUGUGUGUGUGCGUGUGUGUGUGUGUGUGCGUGUGUGUGUGUGUGUGUGUGUGUGUGCGUUAACUCCAGGCAUUUAGUAUAUAACCAAACAUAUAUUUUAGUACUCCUUAAUAUUGUAGCUAAUUUACUAAUGCUAAUACCCGUCUGAGAGAGAGAGAGAGAGAGAGAGAGAGAGAGAGAGAGAGAGAGAGAGAGAGAGAGAGAGAGAGUGUCAUAGGCCUAAGCUAGCAAACACCGUAUCCCGUAUAUCACUUUCCAUAGGCCUGUUUAUCUUACGAACUUAAAAUGAUAUAUGCCUGUCUUUUUUAUUAACCCUUUAGGAAUGGAGAUGAUAUGAUGUUAUAGGCCUAAAAGUUUUAUAAUUACACGUUAUAUGCGAAUAGUUAUGAGGUAAAAAAAAUGUUUGUAGGCGUAAAAAUGAUGUAAUGUUCUCGUUUUAUUUUGAGUUAUAGGCCUACUUUUUUAUUACUACUUUUUGAAUAGAAAUACGCAAUGUUUGUAGGCGUAAAAAUGAUGUUCUCGUUCUAUUUUGAGUUAUAGGCCUACUUUUUAUUACUACUUUUUGAAUAGAGAUAUGCAGUGUUAUAGGCCUGUACGUAUAUAUAUAUAAUGUUAACCAGUCUGUUAGCCACCAUUGAUAUACGUGAAAUUAUAUAUAUAUUUUCGCUGUUUGGUUAUAGGCUUGACUUUUAUUCACUGGUUUGGUAAAAGAAGUAUAGAGGUUACAAGACUCUCAUAAAAGCAUCUGAAACCACCAUUGCUACUCGCGUUGAACUCCUUUGGGUUACUGUUUUGCCUCCGCGCGCCGACUAACUUAUCUAAUCCGCGUCAACACUACUCGAAUAAUAAUAAUAAUAAUAAUAAUAAUGGGUUCUAAUAGUGCCGUUUAAUAAUGCGUUCUAAUAGUGUCGUUUGAUAAUAAUAAUAGGUUCUAAUCUUAUAUAUCGCUUAUUUUAAAGGAGCUGAGACUUGAUUAUUCGAAGGUUAUAAUAAAAGUUUACCCU
Molecule: messenger RNA, 3040 nt
Organism: Eriocheir sinensis (Chinese mitten crab)
Lineage: Eukaryota; Metazoa; Arthropoda; Malacostraca; Decapoda; Varunidae
Product: follistatin-related protein 1-like
Exons: 9
Coding region: 92-1153 (353 amino acids)
Biological process (GO): multicellular organism development; cell differentiation; regulation of BMP signaling pathway
Molecular function (GO): protein binding
Source: RefSeq, a predicted model, not a curated record